Argiope bruennichi is the source of this 694-nucleotide messenger RNA. RefSeq names its product UPF0389 protein CG9231-like. Lineage: Eukaryota; Metazoa; Arthropoda; Arachnida; Araneae; Araneidae. Bases 45 to 446 code for a protein of 133 amino acids. The record is from RefSeq and is a predicted model, not a curated record. The transcript has 3 exons.
UAGUGUAUUUUUUUGUGGAGGUCGGUCAAAGGAAAACAUUUGCAAUGGCUCUCAGAUUGGUGUUCAAUCAGAGGGCUGCCUUUAGUAAAUUAUGUUGCGAUGAAUUGAUUAAUAAAUCUCUUUCGCCGCAGAAAGUAAAUGUGCCUAGCAUAUUAUGGAUGUCAACAAAAAGAGAAGCUACACAUAGACCGAAUCUCUUGGAAAAGUAUCUUUUGGUAUGGAUGAAGAAAUAUCCUUCUGUAGCUGAAGUUCCCAAAUAUGUAACACCAGAUCUAAUGGAAAAGGUUAGAAAUAAAUCCCGCAUAAAGCUUAAUAUCAUAUUUUGCUUCAUCACUGCAUUUGUUUGCAUCAUUAUGGUUUAUCGUGGAAAGAAAGCUGCUGAACGUGGUGAAAGUUUAAGAAAGAUGAAUAUCCAGUGGCAUGAAGAACAAAAUGCUAAAAAAUGAAUUUCUUUUUAUGCAUUUUAAAAGACAUACUAAUUUGUUGAUUUUAUAGAUUUAAUGUUGUUCCAGAUUAUUUCGUUUAACUUGUAAUUAAAGAUUGUUGAUCAGAUUUUGAUGCAAAUAAAUAAACAAAAGUGUUGUACGAAAAGGAUUUUUUUUUAUCCUACAUAAAUUUUUUUUAAUAUCAAUUAUUUUGUACUCUCUUGUAGUAAAUUAUAUAAUAAAAAGCAAAUUAUUUGUUUUUUUUUCAA